UAAUCACGAUCGCUGUUUAGCACAACACCUGGAGCUCAGGGGGCAAAACAAUCGAGUGCUGCUGUUUGACUGAGGAAGAAUAAAGUAGUCGUGUCUUCCCCAGAAAAAAACAACACAUUUCCUGCAAGUCGACAGGUUAUUUUCUCAAUCUACUUUAACCAAUCACAUUCAAGAGGAAAUGUAUUACCAUACUGGAGCCCCGCCCCCAUUCCAAAUAAAGGAUUUAAGGUGAGCAAGUUGUUGGUUAUUUGAAGAGUGAAAGAGCAGCUCUACACAGGAAAAUAGCAGGAGCUACUUGGAGUUAGCCUGAAAGACAAAGUCUUGUUUCUGGACUUUCACCAUCAGCCCACAGCUCUACGUUUCAUUGGCACUUUGCACUGCAUACGAGAGAGAAUCCAACAAUGCGCGACCUGGAGAAUACUUUGGACAAGCCGGUACAGAUUAAUGAGGAUGAUGCUGUGGAAGCUACAAUACAAGAUUGGCCUCAAGUGCUGAGUCACAAAGAUCCAAAUGAUGAACUGGAAGAUUCAGACUUUGAAGAUCAAGUCGAUGAAGAGCCUUUUGACGUCACAAAGAGAGAUGAAGAGUCCAAGAGUGGUUUAAGCUGGAGUGAUGAAGCAUUCAUGGAGGAUUGCUGUCCACUUUGUUCACAUGUUUGCACUGAGCCUGCGGUGCUGCAGUGUGGCCACAGCUUCUGUAACGGCUGUGUGCAAGAAUGUGAGAAGUGGAAAAAGUCUUUUCAAUGUUCACUCUGUAACAAAGUCAACAACAACCCAGAGCCUCCAGUUAAUGUUGCCAUGAUGAGUUUGAGUGAAAGCGACAGAGUUGAUCCAUCAGGAGGACAAAGAAAUGUGCAGCCCCUGAAGUUGUCGACUCCUUCAUCUCCGGAGCGUCCUCUGUCUGAAGAUCUGACUGAGGAGACUUCAGUGUUUGGCAAACAUAAAGAAAAUGUUCCCCGUGUGCUCAUCAUUAAAUGUGUUGAAACGUUAGUUGUAACGACUGUUGUCACAUUUGGUGAAGCUGAUGAAGACUAAAACCUUUUCAAGUUCAGUUAACUACAAUAUGAUAACCUUGAUGAGAUAUGAGGGUUAAAUGAGCCUGUGCUCCUUCAUGACCCUCUCAAACAUUUAUUCAUUCGCUAUCUUCAUGUAGUGCAUACUCAGCCAUGAGAGAGUAACACUUUUCAGGACUCUUUUCGGACCAAGUCCAUUGCACUACUUUCAAACACUUUGUUCUCCAAUGUUUGCCUUUCUCUUAUUUUUGCAUAUAUUUCUCUCCAUUGUACAUAUUUCUCCUGUUUGUUAUUUAUUCCUGUUCCUACUAUUUAUAUUCUAUUCUGACGUAGUUGGUGUGGAGCACCCGAAAUAUGUUGUAUAUGUAGAAUGACAAUAAAGGGCUAUUCUAUUAUAUUCUAUUCUAUUCUAUUCUAUUCAUUAAUAGAUUUUUUUUUUUUUUGACAAUGUAGUAGUUUUUGUUACAUGCAAUACAAUUGACAAAGCACAACUUUGCUUCCAUCUUGUGUUCAACAAGCACAGCUGCAGUGUGCAGGUCUCAGACUGUGAAACCAAACUGUGAACAAAUAUGUUUUUGUAAACAUCUAAUGCCCCACUAAUGCUUUAAUAUGUAAUAUUUUAUAUUGGUAGAUUUAAUUUCUGUCUUUUUAUU
This is a messenger RNA of Oreochromis aureus, 1665 nucleotides long. RefSeq names its product nuclear factor 7, brain-like. The coding region runs from base 402 to 1034 and encodes 210 amino acids. Lineage: Eukaryota; Metazoa; Chordata; Actinopteri; Cichliformes; Cichlidae. Gene Ontology annotation, molecular function: metal ion binding. The transcript is spliced from 4 exons. The record is from RefSeq and is a predicted model, not a curated record.